Aspergillus bombycis is the source of this 1950-nucleotide messenger RNA. RefSeq names its product glycoside hydrolase family 2 protein. Bases 1 to 1950 code for a protein of 649 amino acids. Gene Ontology annotation, biological process: carbohydrate metabolic process. The record is from RefSeq and is a predicted model, not a curated record. Gene Ontology annotation, molecular function: hydrolase activity, hydrolyzing O-glycosyl compounds. The transcript is spliced from 3 exons. Lineage: Eukaryota; Fungi; Ascomycota; Eurotiomycetes; Eurotiales; Aspergillaceae.
AUGGCAGCAUACCCUCGUCCAGAUUUCCAACGCCCAGCCCUCAAUUGGACGUCGCUCGACGGUCCCUGGGACUUCAUCUUCGACGAUGCAGACAACGGUCUAUCACAGCGUUGGCCCCAGAAGGGGAUCCCCGCCAGCACUGCCACCUGCGCCAAACGCCAAAUUCAAGUUCCGUAUGCAUUUCAAACUCCCGCAUCAGGAAUUGGCCUUCACGAGGCUCACGAGGUGCUGUGGUACGAGCGUACUAUAGAAGAUAUUCGUACGGCGGACGAACUGGCCAAGGGGAACCGAUUAGUGCUUCGCUUUGGUGCAGUAGACUAUGACUGCAGUGUCUGGGUUGAUGGCCAGGUGGUCGGAGGGCAUCGGGGUGGUCAUGUGCCCUUUGAGAUCGAUGUGACCGAUGCCCUCGAGGCCCAAGAGAGUACUACGGCGGCUAGACGUCUAACGGUUCGGGUUAGAGACUCACCAUCUGAUCUUUGUCAGCCGCGCGGGAAACAGUAUUGGGGCCCUGUCCCUGAAAGUAUCUUUUACACACCGACGAGUGGAAUCUGGUUGUCUGUUUGGUUGGAGAGUGUGCCCAGGAUGCGAUUGGGCAGUAGCAGUGACGGCCUGGUCUUCCGGUCGGAUGAUAUCAACCGGGGACAGCUUUAUGCACAGGUCGUGGUGCUAGGUCGCCCAGCAGCGGCGAAGUGUCAGGUAGAGAUCGAGGCGAGUCUAGGGGGUUUCGUUUUGAGUCGCAGCAGACAAGAUCUGCCACAAGACAAAGACUACGCGAGUCUCGAUGUGGACAUGCGUGGGUCGGACACUGGCCCGUUGAAGGAAAAGGCUCCUUUCAACGUUGAUGGGUGCUGGCACAAUGGAGUAGCGCUCUGGUCACCCGAGCACCCUAACCUAUAUGACUUGGCUUUGCGUCUAUAUGAUGCAUCGGGUAACCUGGUUGAUGUGGUUGAGACUACAACCGGUAUGCGCAGUAUAACCUGGAAGAAUGGGGACGGGACCUUCCGGCUCAAUGGGAAGCCUCGUUUCCAAACCCUGGUACUAGAUCAAGGGUAUUGGCCGGAGACCGGCUUGACACCCCCUUCGCAGGAGGCACUGAAGGCUGAUAUCGAGAUGGCGAAGGAAAUGGGCAUCAAUGGGUGCCGAAAGCAUCAAAAGGUGGAAGACCCCGUCUUCCUUUACUGGGCUGACAGACUGGGAUUUCUGGUCUGGGGAGAGAUAGCGAAUGCCUACGAGUUCAGUGACGAAUACAUCUCUCGGUUCAACAGCGAGUGGAUAGAAGCUGUCAGAAGGGACAUCAACCAUCCAUCUAUCGUAGCCUGGACUCCUUUCAACGAGAGCUGGGGAUAUCCUUCCCUGAAGGAUAACAUCGAGCAGCGGAACCAUAUCCGAGCGGUGUACUACUUGACGAAGACUCUGGAUCCCACUCGACCCAUUAAUGACAACUGCGGCUGGGAGCACGUUUCGACAGACUUGACAACCUACCACGACUACUCCGAUCACCCUGCACUGGCCGCAACCUGUGCCGACUUCGAUAAUGGCAUUCUGGGCCAGAAAUCAGAUCGCGACAUGUUUGUGCGCCCAAUUUCUUCCGCUGGCUCUCAACCCCUGGACCCCGGCACUCAACAUACGCCAGGAGCCCCAGUGAUUUGCUCUGAAUUCGGAGGAGUAAAUAUCAUUCCGGCAAAGGGUACUGCCGCUGGUGAAAGGGACUGGGGCUAUACUACCGCAAGCAAUCCGGAAGACUUGCUGAGCCGUCUUGAAAAGCUAGUGAUGGCUGUCGUCAAGGGAGGGCAUACAUGUGGCUUGGUAUAUACGCAGUUGUGCGAUAUCGAGCAAGAAGUCAACGGUUUGUACUCGUACGAUCGCAAAGAGAAAGUGCCGGCAGCCAGAGUGAAGGCCAUCAUGGAUGUUGCCAAUAAAUACUACUACGAGCACGUAGCACCGAAGUAA